AUGGAGGAUGUUGUCGCUAGCAGACAGUACAUGAAACAUUCUUUUCUUUCACGACAUAUUGUUUUCCUCUUUCUUUCUUUCUUUCUUUCUUUCUUUCUUUCUUUCUUCGUGGCAACUUUCUAUCUUUCUUUUACGCAUCUUUCUUCUCGUUAUUUUCCCUUUCUUUCUUUCUUUCUUUCUUUUUUUCGUUCUUUCUUUCUUUCUCACCUAUUCGCUAUAUGCAUUUCUGUUGCAUCUAUCUAUCUAUCUAUCUAUCUAUCUAUCUAUCUAUCUAUCUAUCUAUCUAUCUAUCAUUCUGUUUCUUUCUAUCUGUCUAUCGAUCUAUCAUUCUGUUUUUAUCUAUCUAUCUAUCUAUCUAUCUAUCUAUCUAUCUAUCUGUAUAGAUGGUGCAAUGACAAUGGAUAUUGCUAUGAAAAAUAUUUGUUUAAAAACAUAAAUGUCUAUCUAUCUAUCUAUCUAUCUAUCUAUCUCAAUCUCUUCAUAUCUAUCAUUCUACUCAUAUCUAUUUAUCUGUCUAUCUCAGUUACUAUUUAUCUGAGUUUCUUUCUAUCUAUCUAUCUAUCUAUCUAUCUAUCUAUCUAUCUAUCUAUCUAUCUAUCUAUCUAUCUAUCUAAGACUGUUCAUUAUCUAUAUAUAUAUAUACAUGUAUGUAUGUAUCUUAUCUUGUCUGUUCAUAUCUAUCUAUCUAUCUAUCUAUCUAUCUAUCUAUCUAUCUAUGUCCAAUUAUAUACCCCUUCCUUGGAUUUCCGUCGCACUAUCUAUCUAUCUAUCUAUCUAUCUAUCUAUCUAUCUAUCUAUCUAUCUGGUUUACGGCCAUAUCACGUUGAAACAAAAGUACAAUCACCGCUUAGUUUGUACCUACCUUUCUAUCUGUCUAUCGAUCUAUCAUUCUGUUUAUAUCUAUCUAUCUAUCUAUCUAUAUAG
Messenger RNA from Acanthosepion pharaonis, 924 nucleotides. Lineage: Eukaryota; Metazoa; Mollusca; Cephalopoda; Sepiida; Sepiidae. The record is from the annotation of a GenBank genome assembly.